This is a messenger RNA of Thrips palmi, 1681 nucleotides long. RefSeq names its product coiled-coil domain-containing protein 103-like. The record is from RefSeq and is a predicted model, not a curated record. NCBI's taxonomy places the organism in Eukaryota, Metazoa, Arthropoda, Insecta, Thysanoptera, Thripidae. The coding region runs from base 29 to 967 and encodes 312 amino acids. Gene Ontology annotation, biological process: inner dynein arm assembly; determination of left/right symmetry; epithelial cilium movement involved in extracellular fluid movement. Gene Ontology annotation, cellular component: outer dynein arm. The transcript has 5 exons.
UACACUUCCGCUCGAAUCGAUCUCACUCAUGCCAAUUAAUCAUCCACAGCUCGCCUUGAGUGACUGGGUGGGACUGCUGGGCUUCUGCAUCUGCAGAGGACAGGCUCACCCAAACAGCUUGAGGAAUAGGGAGGGAUCCAUGAAGCUCACCGCUGGCAGCAAAUGUCUCCAAUUCGGUCUUGUCAGUGAGGCAGCCGACUCGACUGUCCGAGGCAUGGCUGUGGCAGACAAGGAGGAUAUUGAUUUUACUGAGUUAGAGAAAGAAUUGGAAGCUGCAAUUGACCAAGAUUCAAGGUACUGGCUUCAAAAUGAUGCCAAAAUUCGGGCUGUAAAUCAGCGCGUCGCAACGUAUGAUGAGUUCAGAGACAUUGUGAAAGCAGCGCAUCUGAAGCCUCUGAAAAAGAAGGACAUUGUGGGUAGUAGUGAUAGUUCCUCCUCCCGCAGUGGCUUUGUUUGGAAUUCCAUAGCAAGUGGUAAAAAGAAGGCCCCGAGUGACCGUCAAGAGAAACACGACAUGGAGAAUGACGUGUAUCCUAGGUCAGCUUCGCAUCAAGUAGAUCUCCAGAGAGCACUAUCCUCAACUUCUGAGUUCAUGCAAAUGUGGAGAAGCCUUGAUGAUAGUGAAAGGCGUUAUGCUGUUCUCCAGCAUAUAGGAACUGGAGCCUUAGGCCGCCUUUUCUCAACAACAGAAAUUCCUGUUGGCCUUCUCGGUGAGAUCCUUGAAGCAGCUCUUCAUUUCCGAGCUUCUACAAAUGAAAUCUGCUUCAUUGUGAAAAUGCUAGAAACACUCACAAAGGCCAAGAGGUUUUGUCUCACGCUAGAGUUCCUGAGCUCCGGAGAGAAGGCUACAUGUAAACAGCUCUUGAGCAAGCUCAACAGCAGCCUUCAAGGUCAACAACAAGACCUGGCCGAGCGGGGAGUGACUGAGUGGACUUUACGGCAACUCCACAAUGCAUACAGAGUAUGAUCAUAUGAGCUGUAAAUUAAUUGGGAAAUCGAAGAUUUUAAGUGUUAAUGUGUGACGAAUAAUACCUUUGAUUGUAUAUAAUGUGUACUUAAGCAUUUAUGAAACUAUUCAUAGUAACUGCACCUAGUCUUUCCUCUGUCCUUGCAGGUUUAAAAAUGUUGGCAGAGUUAUUUAGUAAUAAAUUAUUCAAUGUAUUAAAACUUACCACUUGGAGAGGCAAAUCUGAUAAUCUCUUCAGUUUUUCAUUGUGUCAAUAGGCUCUCUAAAGGUCCUCCAAUUUGGUUUAGACUUACCUUUGAAGUGCCAGAAGACAUAGUUUUCAUGCCUUAUAACCAACCAUCCUGUUAUCAUUAAAAAUUGAGGGGAGUGAAAUUCGGUUAUAUGCACUGCUAGUUACUAGUUUGUCUGUAUUAGCUGUUUUGGUGUUUAGAAUUUACUCAUCACAAGUUCUCUAUGCAUUGUUGGAAGAUAUAAUCAAGAUUUAAUUGAAUGUGUCAUCCAACUUUUUGUAACAAUUUUGUCACUAUCGUAUUGUAAUUGUCCCUAGAUGCCAAGCAUGAUACGGUGUAAAAUCACUGGUAAGGUACUGCUGGAAAUGUCUGCCUACGCACAUCUUUUUAUCAAUGUGGCUGUUAACUACUUACAUUCUGAUCAAGUGAUAUGUAUGUUUAUUGGUGGUGAAAUUAUGCAAUACAAAGUUGCUAUAUAAUGAAA